AUGGAACAAGGUCAAUGUUGGGUUUGGACCAAGAGAAAGCACUCAUCUUUGAGCUCUUAUAAUGCUCUUGCUUCACCGAGUCACAACUUCACCUAUGGCGAUUCAUGGGAAGAACAAGCUUUCGCAGAAGAUGAGCGUCUUGGUGGGUGUAUUUGGCCUCCAAGAUCAUACUCUUGCAGCUUUUGCAGCAGAGAGUUCAGGUCAGCCCAAGCUCUAGGAGGCCACAUGAAUGUUCACAGAAGAGAUAGAGCUAGGCUAAAGCAACCCCCAAGUCCACAAAAACAAGAUGAAACCAGUCUUGAAUAUCAAAAUUCUCUCACAUCUACUUCUUUGGCUUAUUCCAACGCUAACCCUAAUUCUGAUCAUCAUCCCGAGGCUAAAUUAGCCCCUCCAUCUUUGAUUCAAGAGAAUUCCGCCCCACCAUAUGAUUCUUGUAUUUCAUGGUCAAACUUUGCUGAACGAAAAUUAUAUUCUCGAAAGGUCGAUCUUAUUGGAUCUGGGGAUGAGAAGAUGUCCGAGAUAGUAGGCACUGAUUGUAAUAAGGAAGAAGCUGAUAUUAUGAGCUGCAAGAGGAGAAGAAUAACAGAUGAUUCAUCAUCAAUUCCAUUCUCCUCAAAAUCAAUUCCAGUUGUUAAUCGGCACGAUCAUAUCAAGUCUCAGAUGUUCGAGUUUAUUAGUCCUAGUUCCAGUGAAGAACUAGAUCUGGAGCUAAGGCUUGGUCACAGUCCUCCCAAGGUAUAG
This is a messenger RNA of Neltuma alba, 741 nucleotides long. Its product is annotated as transcriptional regulator SUPERMAN-like. The transcript has a single exon. The coding region runs from base 1 to 741 and encodes 246 amino acids. The record is from RefSeq and is a predicted model, not a curated record. NCBI's taxonomy places the organism in Eukaryota, Viridiplantae, Streptophyta, Magnoliopsida, Fabales, Fabaceae.